This is a messenger RNA of Drosophila innubila, 1167 nucleotides long. Its product is annotated as gustatory receptor for bitter taste 22e-like. Gene Ontology annotation, biological process: sensory perception of taste. The record is from RefSeq and is a predicted model, not a curated record. Lineage: Eukaryota; Metazoa; Arthropoda; Insecta; Diptera; Drosophilidae. Gene Ontology annotation, cellular component: membrane.
AUGAGUCGAGCUCAUCGCAGUUGGUACCGGAAAUUUGUUCAGUUCAAUUUGUGGGCGACACUCUACAGCUCCUGGGUACUCGGACUAUUUCCCUUCAUCUACAAUUCAAGGACGAGGAAAAUCAAACGCUCCAGAUGGUUAGUUGGAUACGGAAUCAUCUUGAAUGUAGUGGUAGUUUGGGUCGCAUUACAGAACUAUGCGGCAACAGAAUCAGCUUCUAAACAGAAGAUCUAUAAACGGAAUCCAUUGGCUCAUCAAAUCAAUCAAAUACAUAAUGUUCUCCUUCUAAGUACAGUCUUUGUUACGUACUUUCGCAAUUGGUGGGUAAGUGAGGAACUCGGCAGGAUACUCAACAUGCUGCUCGAUCUACACCAUCGUCAUUUUAUCGAGAUCGAUUCAAAUGGCUGUAAAGAUUUUGAUAACUAUAUAAUUUACAAGGGAUCGUGCAUUAUGCUGGAACUUACAUCAAUGAUCAUCAUGGCAAUUUCACAUGCCUCCGGCUACAGUUAUGGAAUGCUUCUAGGCGUAUUUAGUAUUCACAUGCAGCUCGGAGUUCUUCUUGUUAGUAUGCAUUACCAUCUUUGCAUCAUGUUUAUCUAUCGAUCGGCUUGGAUUUUAAAUCUUGAGCUUCUGAGACUUGUGAAUCAACUGAGCGUGUCUCAAGCUAUAAAAUCAACUAGAGUUGACAAGCUUCAUUAUCUUUACAAACGUCUUUUGGAGCUCAGCCAACGACUUGUGGCCGUUUACGACUAUCAAAUUACACUUCUUAUGAUGUCUUUACUCACAGUCAACAUUAUCUCUCCAUUCUGUAUAAUCAUCUAUACAAUAAACUUAAAAAAUCAUAUUACCAUGUUUAUCGGGUUUCGGUUUGUGCAGGCUAUAUUCAUUAAUUUGAUAGAUUUUUGGCUGCAUAUUGCCGUCUGUGAAUUGGCCGUGCGUACAAAUCGAGGAACUGCAAGGAUUCUUAAGCUUUUCAAUGAUAUACCUUACUUGGGUGUGGAUUUAGAACGUAGUAUCACAGACUUUGUACUAUUUUCCAACCAUCGACGAUUGCAAUUUAAUCAUUUUGGGAUGUUUGAUGUCCACAAUGAAAUGGGAUUUCGAAUGGUUAUCACUAGCACAUUGUAUCUAGUUUACUUAGUCCAGUUUGAUUAUAUGAAUUUGUAA